AUGACGCAGAUUUCCGAUGGCAAGUCAACAGGGGGUGUACUUCAGAUUCCUGCAGCUGCAACACAGAAGAAUGCAUCAACAGCUUCCAGGAAGGCUCCGAAGCCCCCUGCGCCGCGACUCAAAUUGCUCGUGAGACGGUUACCACCGGGUUUGACCCAAUCCGAGUUCGAAAAUGCUCUGGGUUCAGAGUGGAUGGUUGGAGCAGGAAAAGUCGACUGGUACCAGUACAAGCCAGGCAAGGUAUCCAAAGACUAUGCCAAACCUUCGAGACCCUCCCGCGCCUACAUCCAUGUUACAUCCAGUGAGCAUAUUGCGCCUCUAUCAGAUAAAAUCCGGCAAACAUCGUUCCUAGAUGCUCGCAACACGUUCAAUGAUCCCGUGCUCUUGGGACCGCCGUCUCUAGAGUUCGCUCCUUACGCCAAAAUUCCCGGUAGUCGUGUACGGAAGGAUGCCCGCCAGGGUACAAUUGAUCAAGAUCCCGAAUUCAUUGCGUUCCUCGAAAGUCUGACACAGCCGAUUACGAAACCUACCACUGUUGAAACUCCUACCGACGCCGAAGAAAAGAAGGAAACCGUUACCACUACGCCUCUCGUGCAGUAUAUCAAGGAAAAGAAGGCCAACAAAGCCAAAGAGGCCUCCAGCAAGUCCUCCAGGCAUGCCAAGGGCGAGAAGGAGUCGAAGUCGGAGAAGGUACAAGCCAAGAAACUUUUGCAACGGCCGGACAAGGAUGCUGCCCUGGCACCUACAGGAGACAAGGCAGAGAAGAAGUCCAGGACCUCAGACAAGGCGACGAAAGAAGCAGUGAAAGCAGCAAACAGAGCCGCCAAUGCUGCUGCUAAGCAAGCUGCUAAACCAGCAGCGACCCAAAAUACUAGCAAAGAUAGUGCUCAGCCUGCUUCAACUGAACGGAAACGCGAGCGUAAUAACGUCGCUGCGGCAGCCAAGAUUCUUCAACGAGACUUGGGGCUUGCACCUUCAGGCGGCCGUCGGAGGGCUGGUAGGGGUGCUUCGACAGAGGCGGACUCGAGCAAGAAAGAGCCGGACGCUGCUGCUACUGCAGAUACUGGCAAGAAGGAUAUUAAGUCUGGGAAGGCCGCGUCACCAUCGACUCCAAAGAGCAAAGCCAAUGCUACACCUCCAUCUGGCGAGCCCGCGUCAUCUCGUGCUCAAUCUGGUCCAAAUGCAGCCCCUACGAGCGCACCAUCCGCACCGAAGCAGUCGAAAUCAGCGAAAGGCAAGCCAGCCGCGCCAAUUGCUUCGCCUACGGCUACACAGGCGUUCCUCAAGCACGCCAAUCCAUCACAGGGAGUUACAGAACCAUUACUUGAAACUGCAUUUGCACCUUUCGGAGAGAUCUUGAAGGUGGAGAUUGACAAAAAGAAGGGGUUUGGCUACAUCGACUUUGCAGAACCGGAUGGUCUUCAGAAGGCAAUUGCCGCUAGUCCUGUCACGGUCGCGCAGAGUCAAGUCGUCGUGCUUGAACGCAAGAUCAAUCCUGGUGCAGAAAAGACUCGCGGCAAGGGACGAAGCGAGCAACCCGUCCCGAAUAAUGGCAGCAACAGCAACGGCAAUCGUGGUGCCAAGCAGGGCUCAGAUGGAGGAUCUGGACCAGGCACACCAUCCUCUUCUCGUGGACCGCGUGGAGGUCGCGGAUCCAGGAACAAGGGCGGUUCGAAGAGUAACGGAGCAAAUGCCAGUUCAAACACAACUAGUGGGAAGACCGGUGGGGAGACCAAAUGA
Molecule: messenger RNA, 1740 nt
Organism: Aspergillus fischeri NRRL 181
Lineage: Eukaryota; Fungi; Ascomycota; Eurotiomycetes; Eurotiales; Aspergillaceae
Product: putative nonsense-mediated mRNA decay protein Upf3
Exons: 2
Coding region: 1-1740 (579 amino acids)
Biological process (GO): nuclear-transcribed mRNA catabolic process, nonsense-mediated decay; positive regulation of translation
Cellular component (GO): nucleolus; cytoplasm
Molecular function (GO): mRNA binding
Source: RefSeq, a predicted model, not a curated record